This is a messenger RNA of Nicotiana tabacum (common tobacco), 807 nucleotides long. RefSeq names its product GCN5-related N-acetyltransferase 10, chloroplastic-like. Gene Ontology annotation, biological process: mitotic sister chromatid cohesion. Gene Ontology annotation, molecular function: N-acetyltransferase activity. Gene Ontology annotation, cellular component: NatA complex. The record is from RefSeq and is a predicted model, not a curated record. Lineage: Eukaryota; Viridiplantae; Streptophyta; Magnoliopsida; Solanales; Solanaceae.
AUGGCGCAAAUUCAGUGCCAAACAAACUUUCACAGUAUUUUCAAGAAAGAUCUUUCUUUGAAAUGCAAAAUCCUACAACCAUCUAAUGUACUUUACGUUAACAGAAGAAGAGGAUUUACAUUACAAUGUAGUUCAUCAUUUCCAGUGUCAUUAACAAGUAGGGAAGAAGAAGUGGGAUUGAAGCAUAAUGUGGAAGUUGGAAAUGUUGGAAAAGAAAGAGUAGAUUAUGAAGUUGACUGUUUUGCGAAUGAGAAUGGUUGGAAAGUGAGAAGAAUAAUUGAGACUAAAGAAGAGAUGAGGAAAGUUGCUGCAAUUCAAGCUGAAGCCUUUCAUAAACCUACUUUUUUUGACUUCUUUAAGGCAAAACUACUUUCAGGACUUGUUAACAGACUAAGGAAUUCAACACCAGACAGGUAUGCGUGUUUAGUUGCGGAGCACAAUUCUGAUGUGGAACAAGAUAUUGUAGGCGUCGUUUUUGCUACAGUUUUAAGAGAUAAAGAUGUUCUUCACUACUUUCCUGGAGCUGAGGAAUAUCUCUACAUUUCUGGAAUAGCUGUAUUGAACAAAUUCAGGAGGCAGAAAGUUGCAACUGCUUUGCUUAAGGCCUGUGAUGUGCUUGCAAGAAUUUGGGGUUUCGAUUAUCUAGUCCUAAGGGCAUAUGAGGAUGAUUUUGGUGCUCGACAAUUGUAUACAAAUGCAGGUUACAUAGUAGUUUCAAGUGAUCCUCUAUGGAAUUCUACGUUGAUUGGUCGAAGAAGACGAGUUCUUAUGGUUAAACAGAGUUACGUGACUGCUCUGCUGUUCUGA